GGUGUUUAUGUUGACGUUUUAUGUUGUUAUUUUAAUGUAUUUUGAUAUUUUCUGACAUGUCGUUGAUAUAUUUGAGAAUUGAAAAAAGUAUUUGGACAAUCUGGCUAUCUUUCUAACUAUACAAUCAAUUAAAAUACACCAUUAUAGACAAGUCAAACAAACAGCUUCGGUCCAUGCUAGGUUUACAUUACCGUUAGCUAGCUGUUUGUUUACGUUAUGCGACAAACGUAGCAAGCUAACUUACUCAACAACAUGUCUCAGUUGCCAUUAGGAUUUCUCGCUGUAUGAUAAUCGCCAUUGUAACUAAGUGGUGUUUGAUAUGACGUCUUAUACAGCUAGAUAACCAGCUACGCUAGCUGGCUUGGUACUGUUCAUAUUGUUGUGGAUAUAGCUAGUUAGCUUAGCUAGCGUAGCUAACUUGAUAUUUGCUACCAUAGCUGUUAUCAGAGAUGUGUUGUCAGUUAUGAGUAAGUAACAAGAACAUUGCUGGUUAUAUUGAUAGUCUUUAGCUAGCUACUUGACUCAAACAAAGUGUCAGCAAACGAUUUGACUAGUAGCAUACCGUUCAAACUCUGUUUUGCAGUCGAAUGUCAUUGUUUGAGGGCUUGAGGCUAUGGACAGGGCCUAUUAGCUUCAGCGAGCAAAGCAGUUCCAAAAGGAGCCACUGGUUUACAGUGGUAGUGAAUGUGGUAGAGUCCCAGUCUAGGUAUGGAGCAGUGUGCGUGUGUGGAGAGGGAGCUGGAGAAGGUACUCCAUAGGUUCGUCAUGUACGGACACCAGUCAGAGGAACGUCUGGACGAACUACUACGCAGCGUCUGUGAGCUACGGGGACAGCUGGUUACAUUCGGGGUACAAGAUGCAGAUCUUUCGGUGCUAUCGCAGACGAUGGCCCAGUGUUGUAAGAACAUUAAAGAAACGGUACAGCUGCUGGCCUCCAGACACAAGGACAUCCACGGCAGUGUCUCCAAAGUCGGCAAAGCUAUCGACAGGAACUUUGAUGCAGAGGUGAGUGCAGUGGUGGCAGAGACCGUGUGGGACUCACCUGAGAGACAGAAGUACCUGAGUGAGACCAUUGUGGAACACCUGUACAGACAAGGCAUGCUGAGUGUGGCAGAGGACCUAUGUCAGGAGUCUGGAGUAGUGAUUGACAUGAGCAUGAAGCAGCCUUUCUUGGAACUCAACAGGAUCCUGGAGGCCUUGAGGAUGCAGGACCUCAGACCAGCACUAGAGUGGGCAGUAACAAACCGGCAGCGCCUGCUGGACCUGAACAGUACCCUGGAGUUCAAGCUGCACCGCCUCUACUUCAUCAGCCUGUUAAACGGAGGCAUCACCAACCAGCUGGAGGCGCUACAGUACGCCAGGCACUUCCAGCCCUUCGCCUCACAGCACCAGAGAGACAUCCAGAUCCUCAUGGGUAGUCUGGUAUACCUGAGGCACGGCAUAGAGAACUCUCCCUACCGCUCUCUGUUAGAGACCAACCAGUGGGCUGACAUCUGUAACAGCUUCACCAGGGACGCCUGCGCUCUGCUGGGGCUGUCUGUAGAGUCACCUCUCAGUGUCAGUUUUGCGUCAGGCUGCAUGGCUCUGCCCGUCCUGAUGAACAUCAAACAGGUGAUUGAACAGAGACAGUGUAGUGGAGUCUGGACACACAAGGACGAGCUGCCUAUUGAGAUAGACCUGGGAAAGAAGUGCUGGUACCACUCUGUGUUCGCCUGUCCCAUCCUCCGCCAGCAGACGUCAGAGAGCAACCCUCCCAUGAAGCUCAUCUGUGGACACGUCAUCUCCAGAGACGCCCUCAACAAACUCACCAACGCUGGAAAACUGAAAUGUCCCUACUGUCCCAUGGAGCAGAACCCGUCAGAUGCCAAGCAGAUCUUCUUUUGAUCCCCCAUCCUGUUUCCUGAAACCCCCUGGAAACCCCCAGGCAAAGUGGAGCUCCUUUGAGCUACGGUAGCGACCUGCUACCCCAGGACCCCUGUAAAUCCCCCAUCCUACCUCCUAAGAGAGAGAGAUCUCAAAAGGAUCAUUCAUUCAUUGACACUCAUUUGCAGCUGCCCGCAGAACUUACUAUAGGCUAAUUCUUGUUAAGGAUGUGAUGAUGCGUUUAUCAUGGGGUAUCAAGUUGAGUUGUAGAGUUUUUGGACGACUGCUCUGUUCCUUGUUUCUUUCCUCUAUAUAUCCAUCUGUAGGCUUUCCUCAGAACACAGAAUCCUCUAUAUAUCCAUCUGUAGGCUUUCCUCAAAACACAGAAUCCUCUAUAUAUCCAUCUGUAGGCUUUCCUCAAAACACAGAAUCCUCUAUAUCCAUCUGUAGGCUUUCCUCAAAACACAGAAUCCUCUAUAUAUCCAUUUGUAGGCUUUCCUCAAAACACAGAAUCCUCUAUAUAUCCAUCUGUAGGCUUUCCUCAAAACACAGAAUCCUCUAUAUAUCCAUCUGUAGGCUUUCCUCAAAACACAGAAUCCUCUAUAUCCAUUUGUAGGCUUUCCUCAAAACACAGAAUCCUCUAUAUAUCCAUUUGUAGGCUUUCCUCAAAACACAGAAUCCUCUACAUCCAUCUGUAGGCUUUCCUCAACACAGAGUCCUCUAUAUAUCCAUCUGUAGGCUUUCCUCAACACAGAGUCCUCUAUAUAUCCAUCUGUAGGCUUUCCUCUGAACACAGAAUGGUCGGUUGAAUGGAUGUUAGGUGAUGUGACAUUAUGGUUUUUAGGAAGUUGUCUGAUUUCAGGAGAGUAUUUAAACUUCUAUAUUACAGAGGUAAAGCCAAGUGGCCUCUGAGAAAGUAUAUUCACAUAUAUAUUGUAUUGAGAGGUUGUGAUUGGCUGAUAGGUUGAGGUGACCGUGGUUACAGUUUGUGAAUGGAACACUGAUUGUAAAAAAAAGAGUAAAAUCUUGCCUAUUGGCUAUGAUGUAAUAAAGGCCCUGAUUGGUUGAAAGUCACUAUGGGUUACAGUACAUGUAUGUGUGAUGAUCAGCAGUUGUGAUCAUGGAGAGGUCGAGGGUCAAUUGGCUGAUUGAUUUUGCAACUGCCUCCAAUAACAAUAAUUUUCCUGUUUCUUGUUCUGUGUAGGCCGAUCUAUUUAACAAAAACAAAUUCUACUACUGUGAAGUCUGAUUUUGUUUUUAUUUAUCAUCGCUAGAACCAAGUCUCCUGUAAAAUAGUGAAACCUUAAGUAACUUUAUACCUUUUUAUGAAAUAUAAUUCUGCCACAAAAUAGCAACAUCAGUAUUGGAUCCAUGAUCAAAUCCUUCUCAUUGGACCAAACAGAUAGUUCCCAGCCCAUGAAAUGGUGAUGUCAUACCAGCCCAUGAAAUGGUGAUGUCAUACCAGCCCAUGAAAUGGUGAUGUCAGCGAGGUCUGCACCAGCAUAUCUUUAACAGCCGACACAUGGUAGCAGUCAGCCAUUAUAGCAACUCUGCACUGAUCUCCAGUCAGAAUGAAUGAUGGUGACAGGUCUUUAUUUGUGCGUACACGUUCUUUUGUGUUUAGUUGAUUUGACAUUUUAUUUCCUGCUUUUGGUUGACAAUCAUUCACCUCCUUUCCCAGAAUAAGAUCUGUUAUGGCUUCUUCCUUGGGUUCUUUUUCUUGUCCAGCAGUCAGAGUUAUUGAGUUGUCUGAUAGGUUUGCCUUUUACCUGCUUCUUUAUUCAAGUUUUAUUGUACAUAUUUAUUCUCUAACAUGUUUCAUAUUAUACUUGCAUCUUGAAAUGGAAUAAAGACUUUAUACUCCAA
Oncorhynchus masou masou (cherry salmon) is the source of this 3729-nucleotide messenger RNA. RefSeq names its product E3 ubiquitin-protein transferase RMND5B-like. Lineage: Eukaryota; Metazoa; Chordata; Actinopteri; Salmoniformes; Salmonidae. The record is from RefSeq and is a predicted model, not a curated record. The transcript is spliced from 10 exons. The coding region runs from base 709 to 1884 and encodes 391 amino acids. Gene Ontology annotation, biological process: proteasome-mediated ubiquitin-dependent protein catabolic process. Gene Ontology annotation, molecular function: protein binding; ubiquitin protein ligase activity. Gene Ontology annotation, cellular component: cytoplasm; GID complex; nucleus.